Wyeomyia smithii (pitcher-plant mosquito) is the source of this 795-nucleotide messenger RNA. Its product is annotated as protein split ends-like. Bases 1 to 795 code for a protein of 264 amino acids. Lineage: Eukaryota; Metazoa; Arthropoda; Insecta; Diptera; Culicidae. The record is from RefSeq and is a predicted model, not a curated record. The transcript has a single exon.
AUGAAUGCGCUACAAGUACCGAAAGGACAAAAACCCGCUAACAAUAAGAAGACGGCUGGGCAAUUGAAAUCGAGAAGCGAGGGUGGAUCGGUUUCUGGGAAUGCCGGAGCGCUAGAAGCUGCGCUUAAAUUAUUAGAAAAAGAGCAGCGUGAAAAGGAAAAAGCAUUGGAGGUGGAAUUAAUCUUACGAGAGAAGCGACUAGAAAUAGAAAGAGCUUUGGAUGAAAAACGGCAAUUGAAGGAAAAAGAAUUUCGCGAAAAACAAUUACAGCAUGAAGGGGAGCGGAAAGAGCGCCAGUUGCAUGAAGAGCGCGAAAUGCUAGAAAAAGAGUUAGCCGAGGAAGAAGCUUUUCAAGAAAGGCGGAGGAAAAUGUGUAGAGAGUUUCAGAACGCGAAGAAGGUCGUUAAUCGAGACUCAACAGGUGUGAUGAAAGAGGGGGAAGAUGGUGAACCCUCCUUUGAUCAAAACGUGAAAGUUUGGCUGAAAAAGCAGACCGGUGGGAAAAGCUCCCCUUUAGUUACUGCAACGCAGGUAGCUAGUACAUCUAAGCAAUAUUUAGUGAAAAGCGUAUCGAGUUUGCGAGCGGAAGAAGAAGAAGAGUCGGACGAAAGUGGUAGCGCGUCUGUAAAAGAAAUUGAAGAUGAAGAAGAAUCUGAAUGCGGGUCUGGAAAAGAGAGGGAAAGUGAUGUAGCAGAAAAGGAAGUAGGCGGAAAGUUAGAAUUGUCUCUAGAAGAACGGAAAACACUCUCUCAUUUACUGGCUGUUGAGAAACAGCAACAGUUGCAAUCAAAUUAG